CUGAAUUUGAUACAAUGGAACAAAUUUCUUUAUCCAACGAAGAAAAGACAGUGGUUUUAGUUGGACGUACUGGAAAUGGUAAAAGUGCAACUGGAAAUAGCAUCCUGGGAAAAAAUGCCUUUGAACUAAGAACAAAUUCUUUUGGUGUAUCACGUAUUUGUGAAUUACAAAAGAGUACCACAAAAGAUGGAUCAAUUAUUAAUGUUAUUAACACUCCAGGAUUGUUUGAUGGAAGUGAUUCUCCUGAGAAAGAAAUAAUUAAAUGUAUUGAUUUGGCUAAAGAUGGAUUUCAUGCACUUCUUGUAGUAUUUUCUGUUAGAACUCGUUUUACUGAAGAGGAAGAAGCUACUUUACGUGUUGUUCAAACUUUGUUUGGACACAAAAUUAGUGACUACAUGAUUAUAGUCUUCACUGGAGGAGAUGAACUUGAAUAUAAUAAAAAGACAUUGGAUGAUUAUUUAGGUCAAGAAUGUCCACAAACUCUUAAGGAUAUUUUACUUCAAUGUGACAAUCGCAAAGUGCUCUUCAAUAACAAAACUAAGGAUGAAACAAAACAACUACAACAAGUUCAACAACUUCUGGAUCUUGUAAAAAUGGUUACAUCAAAGAAUAAUGGACAACCUUAUACCAAUAAGACAUUUGUAAAAUCACAG
Molecule: messenger RNA, 653 nt
Organism: Vigna umbellata (rice bean)
Lineage: Eukaryota; Viridiplantae; Streptophyta; Magnoliopsida; Fabales; Fabaceae
Product: immune-associated nucleotide-binding protein 9-like
Molecular function (GO): GTP binding
Source: RefSeq, a predicted model, not a curated record